AUGGAAUGGAGUGAAGCUCUUACUUUAAAUGGAAAUAUUGAAUUAUUUCAAGUAACAAACAAUCAAGUUUAUAAUAUGAAUAAUAUUGGGAUUGAUUUUAUUGAUGAAGAAAGUGGAAUGGGAAGUUUGGGUGCUCGUGCUGGAUAUUGUGGUUCAAAUAAAGUAUUGAAUAUUCAUUCAAUAUAUGAUGGAACCAUGUGA
Molecule: messenger RNA, 201 nt
Organism: Rotaria sp. Silwood1
Lineage: Eukaryota; Metazoa; Rotifera; Eurotatoria; Philodinida; Philodinidae
Source: the annotation of a GenBank genome assembly